UGAUCCAAACAUCAGAUACACCAAAACCGAUCGACAUGUUCAAAUUGUUUGCCACCGUCUUCGCCGCCAUCUUGGCUUUCGCUGUAGCUGCACCGGCACCCGAACCUAAACCCGGCCUGCUUGCGGCCGCUCCAGUGGCGUACAGCGCGUACAGCGCGCCGCUCGUGAGCGCAUACAGCGCACCAGUCGUUAGCGCUUACAGCGCACCUUUGGUGGCCGGCUACGCUUCUCCGUACGCUUAUUCCGCUUACGCUGCUCCCGCUUACGUCUUGUAAAUGGCGACUGUAGGUUAUUAGCACGGCGACGGCGCAUUCUCCCGGCUGAUCCGCAAGGUUAACGAUUUGGACUUUAUGAUUUCGAGACUUUUAGUUAAUAAAUUCUGUAAUAUAAACCAUUCGUUGCUUCAUUUAUUGCGUAUGUUAUUU
Messenger RNA from Cylas formicarius (sweet potato weevil), 425 nucleotides. Its product is annotated as vitelline membrane protein Vm26Ab-like. The transcript has 2 exons. The coding region runs from base 36 to 275 and encodes 79 amino acids. The record is from RefSeq and is a predicted model, not a curated record. Lineage: Eukaryota; Metazoa; Arthropoda; Insecta; Coleoptera; Brentidae.